Homarus americanus (American lobster) is the source of this 1853-nucleotide messenger RNA. RefSeq names its product oplophorus-luciferin 2-monooxygenase non-catalytic subunit-like. Lineage: Eukaryota; Metazoa; Arthropoda; Malacostraca; Decapoda; Nephropidae. Gene Ontology annotation, molecular function: protein binding. The record is from RefSeq and is a predicted model, not a curated record. Gene Ontology annotation, cellular component: plasma membrane. The coding region runs from base 149 to 1174 and encodes 341 amino acids. The transcript is spliced from 4 exons.
GGAGUACAAGUACGACUUUGUGACAGUCCGUUCCGUGGUUGACGUGAGACUAGCAACCCUGUGCCCACCUGACCGCUUGUUAUACCUACUAAUAGCAUUGUAACCUGCAUCACUCAACAAACUAUUAGCACUGUCCACCUCCACCAACAUGGCGAUGAUUAUGUUGUCUCUCUUGACCUUUGCCUUAGUUGGGGUUCUCACUGAGGGUGUAAAAGCAGAGGACAUGUGGGCCUCGACCUGCCCCGACGCAGGGCUCAUCACACCCUGCGUGUGUACCGUGAUCGAUAAAACCCUCACUGAGAUGAACUGUUCGGCUAUAGCCAGCGAAGAGGAACUGGCGAAAGUUUUCAGCCAAAAAUUCACAGAAACUGGGUUCUUUACCCUUCACAUCGAGGCCAACCAUCACCUGAAGGUUCUGAGGGAGGGCGCCCUGGGGAACACCACUUUCCAGCACAUCAGAAUGUAUAAUGGUGCCCUGGAGAAGGUUGAGGAAGGAGCCCUGUCUGCCAGCACCUCUACGGUAACCCACCUUGACUUCUUCAACAAUAACCUCAAAUCUUUCCCCUACCACACCCUCCCGUCACUCACUAGGCUCGAGUACCUAGACCUACAGAUGAACAGCCUGCAGGGUUUCCCAGUGUUAUCGUCGGCAACUCUAACUACGCUGUAUCUCUCCUUCAACCCCCUCGGUGAACUGCCUGGAGACGCCUUCAUCAACACACCUGCUCUCUCUUAUAUCAACCUGAGAAAGACGGGGAUCAAGGAAGUACCUGCAGGAACUUUCACUGGUCUGCCAAUGUUAUCUGAGGUGGACUUAUGGGCCAACGAGGUGCAUGAACUGGUGGAAGGCGUCCUGGAAACCUCCUCACAGUCCUGGAUCUACUUAGCCAACAACAAUAUCUCCUCCAUUGCUCCUAAUUUCAUCACAGGUAUAACUUACGGUUUCAUAGACGUUAGCAGCAACAGACUGAGGGAGUUGAAAGAGAAGGUGUGGCAUCCGCUUCUGGACCAAGCUAUUAAACUGGAUGCUUCAAAUAAUCCUCUCAUCUGUAAAUGUGACAUUGCUUGGAUCAUCAGGAACUUCACCAUCUUGAGCUUCAUCGACCCGUACACCUCCUGUGAUGACGGCACGUACCUGGUGUACCUCGAGCCAAAUGAUUAUGCUCAGUGUUAACCCCUUCACCAAUUGUGAUGUAUAUUUGGUUACCGACAGAUGAUUUUCUUCAGCUGAGAGAGGAACCGAAACACUAGGGGCUAAAUAGACUAUGUUAACUAACCCCUUCACCAUAGGAAUGCCACUUCUGACAUUUUAUUUCGUAACGACAGAUGAUUUUCUUCGGCUCAGAGGGAAGCCUUUACACAAGGGGUUGUGGUCAAUUGUUUUCUCACUCACAACUUUCACUUGUUUUCUAAAGUACAUCCACUUUCUUUAGGUGUUUGGUGUUGGUGUGUAACAAUGGGUUUGGGAGAUAGUCUUAGAAUGUAUGUGUAAUUGAUUUAAUUUUAAGAUCUCAUGAAGACUAGGAACCUCUGCCUAUUUCACGUCAUUAAACAAACUCCCGUUAACCUAAUCACACCUAAUUUAACUAACUAAAUCCAACCUAUUAUCACUUAAUCUCAUAUAGUGUCCAAUUGGCAUGAGGAUGUUUAAUCAUCAGAUGCAAUAACUGGGGCCCCUAACCUUCAUGAGAUCUAAAUUUGACUUCUUUACAUGAUAUACUAUAAUUGCUUUGUUAUUUGAGGAUCACGAUUAAAUGUUGUACAGUAUUCAAUGUAUCUUCCAUAUGAUACAUAGUCCUUAAGGAUUAAUUAUACUGUACCUUGUAAAUUCAUUAGUAACCUACACUCCCUUC